CUACUACCCCCUUCCACCCCAAUCUCGAGUAUGGAUGCUCAGCUAGACACGGAGUUGGGUUGCACAUAACCCCGCAAAGUCCGGUACUAGUCCACCGGAUCCCAAGGAAUUAAGCGCUCAAAACCCGGAGGAUCAGCUUGUAUUACAUUUAAGAAUCGCUGCGAUACCCUGCUAUAAUCUCCAAAUCAGCACCUGACUGUCACUCACAACCGACUUCAUCGCUAACAUGACCCAAACGUGGCUCAUCACCGGUGCCUCCUCCGGCCUCGGCACCGCCCUCGCCCUCGCCGCUCUCCGCGCGGGGCACAAAGUCCUCGCGACAGCUCGCAAUCCCACCAAAGCCGCGCAAGAGAAUCCCCAAAUCGAAGAACUAGGAGGCAUUUGGAUCUCGCUGGACGUGACGAGCCCCGAUACAGCAAAACAUGUCACAGAUGCGAUAACCACAGCGGGUGGGACCAUCGACGUGGUCGUCAAUAAUGCGGGGUACUCGCUCCUCGGCAGUAUCGAGGACAUGAGUGAGAAUGAGAUCGAGACGCAAUUCAGCACAAAUGUUUAUGGACCGGUGAGGAUAUUGAAAGGAAUACUGCCGUUUAUGCGCGCGCAGAGAUCCGGCACGGUGGUGAAUAUCAGUAGUAGUGCGGGGGUGGAUGGGGCGCCGUCUUGUGCUAUGUAUGCGGGGUCGAAGUUUGCGGUGGAAGGUAUGUCGGAAAGUCUAUCGAAAGAGCUCCAACCGUUUGGCAUCCGAGUCAUCUUGGUCGAGCCUGGGUAUUUCCGGACCAAGUUCUUUGCGGCGUUUGUUGCCCCCGCGGCCGGGUUGACGGAGGAUUAUGUUGGCACGCCGGUGGAGGCUGCUUUGAAGGCGAUUAAGGCGAAGGAUGGGUCGCAGGAGGGAGAUCCCGUCAAAGCAGCUCAACGGAUUCUGGAGGUGGUGACAUCGAGGGGAUUGGGGGCUGGAACGGAGGGGUUCCUUCGUGUGCCGCUGGGCCAGGAUUGUUAUAAUCGUUUCCAGACGAAGAUUGAUACGUUGCAGGCGAAUCUGACAAAGAUGAAGGAAAUUGCGCAUUCGACUGGGUUUGAUAGCUAGAUUGAUGGAAUUUUGGGAGUGGAAGAUGAAGUAUGAUGAUGAUAUCUCAACACUCUGUCAGGUGUGAGCCUUGUUUGAUGUAUAUCGAUGUAAACACUGUAUCCG
This is a messenger RNA of Aspergillus ibericus CBS 121593, 1189 nucleotides long. RefSeq names its product SDR family oxidoreductase. Gene Ontology annotation, molecular function: oxidoreductase activity. Lineage: Eukaryota; Fungi; Ascomycota; Eurotiomycetes; Eurotiales; Aspergillaceae. The record is from RefSeq and is a predicted model, not a curated record. Bases 227 to 1084 code for a protein of 285 amino acids. The transcript is spliced from 2 exons.